CGGCAGCGGACAUUUGUGUGGAGCACCUCGGGAGGACGGGACGUGUUCCAGUCCUCAGGUCCGACAGCAGCAACCUCUCCGGCCCGCUUACCGGGAGCAGUGGCCCCGCCGGCGGCUCCGUAGCGACCGGACGUUCAAGCUUUUUCAUUCUUCUUCCCACUCACACCAACAUUUCUCUUUUCUUUUUUAAAACCCAGAAUAUUUUUCGCUGCUGGUUUUAAUCUCAGCUUCAGGCACUACAUAUAUUUUCCCCACACGGCGCUUUUUGUGUUCUAUUCUUUUAUCCUCCACCUUCCGCUGCGACUACUAACUUUGGACCGCCGGAGACAGCCUGUCGCCAGCCAGGAGGGGGGACAGAGGAGACCCGACGCCGAGCAGAGAGCCUAUAUUUGUCCGUGUGGAAGCGGGGAGGGGAGCCGAGCUGCCGUCGCUCGGACGAAGACGGGAGGAACGCGGGAUUUAGCGUGAACGCGGGGAGGGAUCCGCACCUGGAGGAGGUCUGACGAUCUCAAAGGCGCUCGGCACAAUGGGGCUCCUAAACCUCUGAGGGCCGAGCACAAAAGCACCAGGGGGAAGAGGACGAAUAAAAGCCAAGGGAGGAGGGAAGACGAGGACAAAAGAGGAGGAGGCGGAAGAGGAGAAGGAGGGAAGAGUCUUGCCCGGCGCCAGCCAAGCAGGAGUGGGCGGAGAAGGAGAAGGAGGGAGGGAGAUUUGAAAGGAGGGAUUUGCUCUAUCUGUCGGGGGUGCAUGCUUCCCCCUCUCCCACUUAGACAUCCUCCUUUUUAUUUUUGUUUUCUGCAUCAGUGACAGGCCGACAAAAGGCAAAGAAUGCGUAAUAAACUAAGUUUGGGAUGCCUCGGGGCGAGCAGGGGCCUCGAUGUGAGACUACCCAGGACUAGAGCCUUGCUGCUGGGCUUGCUUCUCGCCGCAGCGGGCUGGCUCCCUCCGCCGGCCCACGCAGAGGUGGAGAUCAACGUGCUGGGCGAGAUGGUGUACGUGGAAGAAGGCGAGAGGGGGGGCGGAAGGAGCGAGCUGGAGGCCUCCAUGCACUCCUCCUUCAUUCAGGACUUCCAGGAAGCGACCGAAGGUAUCCGGGCGAUGGAGGAUGUCGCAGGUGAGGCCGCGGUGACUGGGCAGAACAUGGCCGCACCCACCGCCUUCCCAGACUCCUCGGCGGUGGUGGGUCGGAUCUUCCAGAUGAAGGUGCCAAACAAGAUGGAGGAUGUUUACCUGGGUGAUAUUGUCAAGAUCACAGAGAUGGGGAAGGAUUCCCUCCCUGCCUGGCUGCACUGGGACGCCAACAGCAGAAUCCUGCAGGGUCUACCACUGGAGGAGGACAAAGGGGUCCAUUACAUUUCUGUAUCCAUCUCCAGCCACACAAAAGCUUCUUCUUCUUCGGAGGUGUUUUCCAUCGAGGUACACCCUGAAGAUCAUUUGGACGCAGAUUCGGCCCAGCUGGCAUCAAACCAAGUCUCCAUUGAAGACGACGUCCAGCCGUUCAUGUGCGGCAACGAGGAACCAGUCACGGUGCUGACGGUGAUCCUCGACGCAGACUUGACCAAGAUGAGUUCAGAACAGAGGGUGGAGCUCCUGGAUAACAUGAGGAGCUUCUCUGGGGUGGGGCUCCAGCACAUGAAGAUACUCCCUGUAGUCAACAACAGACUGUUCGACAUGUCUGCAUUCAUGGCUGGGCCGGGGAAUGCAAAAAAGGUGGUGGAGAAUGGCGUUCUUUUGUCCUGGAAGCUGGGCUGCUCACUGGAGCAGAGCACAGUCCCAAAUAUCAACAGUGUCCAGGGUCCUGCAAAGGAAGGCACAAUGUCAGCCAAACUGGGCUACCCUGUGGUGGGAUGGCACAUUGCCAACAAGAAACCCCACGUCUCUAAGAGGGUGAGGCGCCAGUUAAACAACACUCCAACACCUGUUCUGGCAGUACUUCCUCCAACAACUAUAGUGGAGCCUCCGGUGAGGAUUAUCCCAACCCUCUCCUCUCCCUCUAUUGCUGCACCAACCGAAAGCUCUGCUCCGCCAGUAAGAGGCCCUGUUCCUUUACCAGGCAAGCCUACGAUCAGAAUCCGUGACCCUAUUGCCCACACCCCGACGCUGGGACCUCCUCAACCAACAAGGGUAAUGGAGACCACUAGUACCAUUCCUAUCCAGCCAACCAUGACCAGGCCUACUUACGUGGAGGCCACUGCAACACCACCCACACCUACUAGAAGACCUACCAAGAAACCUAAGAGACCCAAAACCACACCGGUGACCAGAGAGUCAAAGACCUCCACAGCCAAACCGUCCAGGCGCACCACACCAUCGCCUGCCGUCAUCCCCGAUCCAUUCAACGAGAAGCCUGUCUUGCGUAACCCCAUCGACCAGGUCAACGCGUUGGUGGGCACCUAUUUCGAGGUUAAGAUCCCAUCUGACACAUUCUUUGACAAAGAGGAUGGCACAACAGACAAGCUGCGCCUAACUCUGAGACAGAACCACAAUGAAGUGGUUGGAGAGGGCUCCUGGAUCCAGUUCAACACCACCAGCCAACUUCUCUAUGGCCUGCCUGAUGUCCAGCAUGUGGGGAAACAUGAGUACUUCAUGCAGGCAACUGAUAAAGGUGGCCUGAAUGUAAUCGAUGCUUUUGAGGUCCGUGUAAACCGCUGGCCCUUAAAUGACAAGACCCCUGUGAUCUUCACGGCCCGAUUCGACGGGGAGCCGCGGUCAAUAACAAAUGACAUCCACAAGAAGAUACUUCUGGUCAAGAAACUGGCUUAUGCACUGGGGGACCGCAACAGCAGUACAGUCAGUCUUAGAAAUAUCAGCAAAGGAUCCAUUGUGGUGGAGUGGACCAACACCAGCCUCCCGCAUCACCCAUGUCCAAAGGAGCAGCUCACAGCUAUGAGCAGGACGCUCGCCAAUGCUGACGGAAAACCCUCACCGACCUUCAGGUACUCUAUGGAGCCUGAAUUCAGACCUCUGGACGUCAUGGUCAAAGGAAGGGCAAGCUGCAGAACAUAUUCCUUCAUCCCACCAGGAGAGAUUGAUAUACCAGAACCCCCGGCAGUAACUCCAGCUCUGGGAACAGGCCGGCAGAGCACAGACGAUGUCUAUCUCCACACAGUCAUUCCCGCCGUGGUGGUGGCAGCGAUCUUGUUGAUAGCAGGUAUCAUAGCGAUGAUCUGCUACAGGAAGAAAAGAAAGGGCAAGUUGACCAUCGAGGAUCAGGCCACCUUCAUCAAAAAAGGUGUGCCAAUUAUCUUUGCCGAUGAGCUUGAUGACUCUAAGCCGCCUCCAUCUUCCAGCAUGCCCUUGAUUCUACAGGAGGAGAAGCCCCCGCUUCCACCCCCUGAGUACCCCAACAUGGCCACGCCAGAGACCACUCCCCUGAACCAGGAGUUGCUGGGGGAAUACACAGCUCUGCGUGACGAGGACCCCAACGCGCCUCCCUACCAGCCACCGCCUCCCUUCACCACUCCCAUGGAGGGCAAGGGCUCCCGUCCCAAGAACAUGACUCCCUACAGAUCUCCACCUCCCUACGUGCCACCCUAAGACUCGUUUAACCCUCCCCGCAUAGGGUGGAGGGAGAGGGUGCCUGAGGAACUGUGACGGUUUCCAUUCUGGUGUUUGUCUGUCUGGACAUUUACAGGGAGAGAUGACAAGAGGUGCUAAAGUACAAAACUACAGGGGACUUUGGUUUGGGAGGGGGAGUAAUGGGUCGGGUGGGGUUUUUCAGUAGACCGAUGGGAUGAUUGGUUGAACCAGCUGGGUGGGACUACUGUUUUAGUGGUAGCCCAGCUACUACAGUGGCCUAAGAUAAACAAAUUGUCGUCACAUUGGCUUUCGGAUCGACCAGUUGGUCAGAAGCGACGAUUGGGAGACAUGUUUUCCCUUCCCAGCAUUUCAUUUUUUUCUCCUCGGUUGAUAUAAUAUACCAGCUUUUAUUUAGUUUUUUCAUCAUUAUCCCAAGGUUAUUCUUUUGGUUUUUCCUGGACUGAACCGUUUGCCUAACAGAUCUUCUUUUGUCUUGCUUUUAAAUAAUAUGAGGAGACAGUGAACUGCCAUCAGACCACUGCAGGCAACAACUCGUGUUUUUAUUAAGGAGUGUGAGAUUCUCUGAAUAUGAGAAAAGCUCUCACGAGGAUCUUAAGUCACCCCUGCAGACGACACAAGAGAAUGGGAGGCCGAGGUGUGUGUGUGUGUGAGUGAAUGAGUGGGUGUGUUUAUUCAGAUUCAAUACGGUUUGCCUUUUAACACUAGUUGUCUGUUCCUAUCCUUAUUCACAAUGUCUAGUAAAGAUGAGAAUAACAAGGUAGCCUAAAAAAAAGAUGUAGAGAUGAAUAAUAAUUUGUUUGUUUCAUUGGUUUUAAAAUUCACUGUAUAUCUGGAAGAUGUUCUGAUAGAUUGUGUUUUUUUUUCUUUUUUGUUGGUGGUUGGAAGAAAGCGGAGAAAGAAAAGGACUGCCUUGCUAAAAUAACCUGCAGGAGCUCUUUACUCCUGUUUUGAUUUAACAAAAUGCCAAUUACAGUCCAUUAGGUGAAACCCCACCUUCCUCUCAGCUGCCAUCAGCAGAUCAAUAAAGCAACAAGAAAACUGGGUGGGGUGAGAAAACUACUGUUUUUAUUAUGAAAGAGAUUAUCUAACUAACUUGUAAAUGCAGAGUUUAGUGUGGAUUUGGAUGCAAAAUGUAUAGUUUUAUGCAGAUUUCCGUUCGUGCGAUUUUACCUCAAUUUGGCAACGGUGUUACUGGAGGUUAACAAAAGUACAGCAGAAGUGAAAUGCCAUUCUCCGUACACGUACGUGCACAGGAAAAGGACCCCUUGCGUUUAUUUUGGACCGGGGAUAAUUAUUUUUUUAUGUAACGAGGCAGGAACUUUGUGUGCCAUGGAGACUCUCCCAGAUGUUCAGAUGUUUAGAGGUUGCAGGUUGUGGCUGAGAUCGAGGCAGAGAGAACCUUGAAUUUCCAAUAAUUAGCUGACUGAAAAACGGUUAAUGAAAUUCUCCUUCUAAUUUUUUUACAAAGUUUUUGAUACAGCCUCAAAUUGUUUGAUUAUUAAAAUAAAACAUGAUUAAUGAUUAGUCUUCUGUGAUUUGUAAAAAUCUUAGCCUAGAAGUUCAGUUGAUGAUUCAGUUAUGUACACUUUCUUUUCUGUCAUGGGUCACAUAUUUCAAGUGUUUUUAUUGUGUGUGUUUGCAAAUCAAAAUGUAUCUCCCACUAUACAAAGAUGGAAUGACCGAUAUUUUAUGUAAUCACAAAUUUUAUUUUUGUGUCCAUAUGUUUGCUAAUGAGUUUCAACUGAAAGUGACCCUUUGCAAUAAUAAUGUAAGGCGCAGUCCACUCGGCGACUGGUCCAUGCAGGCUCAAGCGAGUGACUCGUAUUGUCAUAAUCUUGUUGGUUUUUUGCAGGAUGCCAAGGCUUUUUUGCUUUUCAAGUGUGCAUUGUCAUAAUAAAACCAACUGGUACGAUAACAAAAAAAAAAUCACCCUCCUUCAUUCAUGAUUAACGUAUCCUUGCUGCUUCUGUUGGGGGUUUCCCGCCUUUGGGAAAUGUUAUCCUGUCAGACUCCCCGAGCAAAAAACCUGACUGAUGUUUAUGGAUGAGGUUUUUGAUCACUGUCACUUUUCUACCGCUCCCACUUACCCUUGAAUUGAUAAAUCAAUCUGUCUGAAGUCCACGAGAGGUUUUCCCUCCCUAGACGGCUUGCUGCCUGGCAACCAUCCGUGGUCUCCGGGCUCGUCGGAACGGUUACUGAUGUCCUUUUUGUACAAAAUUAUUCUGCUAUUGAAUGACCAGUUGGACAAUUCACUUUGAAAGCUCUGCCCAUUAAAAAGGCUACUCU
Molecule: messenger RNA, 5826 nt
Organism: Micropterus salmoides (largemouth bass)
Lineage: Eukaryota; Metazoa; Chordata; Actinopteri; Centrarchiformes; Centrarchidae
Gene: dag1
Product: dystroglycan 1
Exons: 4
Coding region: 829-3537 (902 amino acids)
Biological process (GO): nerve development; axon guidance; muscle attachment
Cellular component (GO): basement membrane; dystrophin-associated glycoprotein complex; dystroglycan complex
Molecular function (GO): laminin binding; calcium ion binding
Source: RefSeq, a predicted model, not a curated record